This is a messenger RNA of Trichechus manatus latirostris (Florida manatee), 6698 nucleotides long. It is a transcript of the gene SEC62, whose product is annotated as SEC62 homolog, preprotein translocation factor. NCBI's taxonomy places the organism in Eukaryota, Metazoa, Chordata, Mammalia, Sirenia, Trichechidae. The transcript is spliced from 8 exons. Gene Ontology annotation, biological process: post-translational protein targeting to membrane, translocation. Gene Ontology annotation, cellular component: endoplasmic reticulum; endoplasmic reticulum membrane. The record is from RefSeq and is a predicted model, not a curated record. The coding region runs from base 1364 to 2533 and encodes 389 amino acids.
AUAUUUGAUGCAAACAAGUUCAAGGUAGAAAAAUAGCUAAUUCUUUUACUUUUUCUAGUGAAGCAUAAUUUCAGAUACUCGUGUCCCAUCAAAGCUGGUAGUAAGGAAUAUUUUGUCACAUUCCCUUCUUGGAUUCACUUUACUGGCCCCUGAAAACUAGAAGUGAGCUACAUGUUUAUUGACAUAUAAUUUUCAUGAUUGAGAUUCUCAAAUGAAAGUAAUCCCAGUCCAAAUUAAUGAAAAAUUUAAAAAUAAAGAAUUUUAAGAACUACAGUUUUGUAACUUUAAGGACAUACAGUAACUGUAUACAGGCUAACAAAGUGUUGCUUCCUAGAAGGUUUGAUUUAGAAUCCUGUUAUGAAAUUUUAGAGUUGCAAAGGAUCUUCAAAUAUCUAUUGAACAAUUUUUUUUUAUAGUGGUAAAAUGUAUAUAUAUAUAUAAUUCAUUGGCACUGUGUUCAUCAGGUUGUACAGCUAUCACCACUUCCAUUUCCAAAUUAUUCCACCACCAUUAACAAACUCAAUUUCCUCCUGAGUAAAGACUGGAUAGAGUAAUUUUAAGAAUUCCUCUAAAGGAAUUCUGUAAGAAAUGGUAACCCUUAUUUCAUUGUCGUAUUUGAUUGGUGUAUUCUGUAGUAAAAAUAGCAUUUGUUAAACAAUUUUAACGGUGUUCUAACCAAACUUUUGAUUUAAGUAAUUUUGGAUUUUGAGUUACAGCAGUGAAAAUCUUGGUAUUUGGGUGCAAAGAAAGGCAACCUAGCCUCAAAACUUACUGACUCUUAAGCUGCUUCUUUCUAAGACAGGUGAGCUCAUUCACUGAGCUAAAAAAGUUCUCUUCCUUUGAGGUAUUGAUUGUUUUUCUUUUAUUAGUAGGUGCUACUGUUCCCAGAAGGCCUUCACUUCCUGUUAGGAGGCUUCUCACCACACACCUGUUGCCGUCGAGCCGAUUCCAACUCAUAGCGACCCUAUAGGAUAAAUUAGAACAGUCCCAUAGGGUUUCCAAGGAGUGGCUGGUGGAUUCAAACUGCCAACCUUUUUGGUUAGCAGCCAAGCUCUUAACCACUGUGCCGCCAGGGCUUCAGAAGGCUUCUAGAAUUAUGAAAACAUUCUGAAGACCUGUUCAAGUCAAAAGUGAACAAAGAGGGGAAACAGUAUAGCCUAAACAGGAAGGAAGGAAGACUGUUUUAUACCCCAGAAUCAGGCUGCAGCAGGGGAGCAGUGAGAGUGAAGACUCAUGACAGGAUUUCCUAUAAAACCAGCUUUCCCUGGUCACGUUCUUGCUGCUCUAAGACAAUCUUCAUGGCUCCAAAGCCCCCAGCAGAUGCACAAAAAUUAUGUAAUUUUCAUCACAGUCAGUCUACAAUAUGGAAGUUGGUGAACCGUCUAAAGAAGAAAAGGCUGUAGCCAAGUAUCUUCGAUUUAACUGUCCAACAAAGUCUACCAAUAUGAUGGGUCACCGGGUUGAUUAUUUUAUUGCUUCAAAAGCUGUGGAUUGCCUUUUGGAUUCGAAGUGGGCAAAGGCCAAGAAAGGAGAGGAAGCUUUAUUUACGACCCGGGAGUCUGUGGUUGACUACUGCAACAGGCUGUUAAAGAAGCAGUUCUUCCAUCGAGCACUAAAAGUGAUGAAAAUGAAAUACGAUAAAGACAUAAAGAAAGAAAAAGAGAAAGGAAAAGCCGAAAGUGGAAAAGAAGAAGAUAAAAAAAGCAAGAAAGAAAAUACAAAGGAAGAAAAGAUGAAGAAGGAAAAAGAGAAAAAGAAAGAUGGUGAAAAAGAAGAAUCCAAAAAGGAGGAAGCUCCAGGAACUCCCAAAAAGAAGGAAACUAAGAAAAAAUUCAAGCUUGAACCACACGAUGAUCAAGUGUUUCUGGAUGGAAAUGAGGUGUUUGUGUGGAUCUAUGACCCAGUACACUUCAAGACAUUUGUCAUGGGAUUAAUUCUUGUGAUUGCAGUGAUAGCAGCAACUCUCUUCCCUCUUUGGCCCGCAGAAAUGAGAGUGGGUGUUUAUUACCUCAGUGUGGGCGCAGGCUGUUUUGUAGCCAGCAUUCUUCUUCUUGCUGUUGCUCGUUGCAUUCUGUUUCUCAUCAUUUGGCUGAUAACUGGAGGAAGGCAUCACUUUUGGUUCUUGCCAAAUCUUACUGCUGACGUGGGCUUCAUUGACUCCUUCAGGCCUCUGUACACACAUGAAUACAAAGGACCAAAAGCAGACUUAAAGAAAGAUGAGAAAUCUGAAGCCAAAAAGCACCAAAAGUCCGACAGUGAGGAGAAAUCAGACAGUGAGAAAAAGGAAGAUGAGGAGGGAAAAGUAGGACCAGGAAAUAACGGGACAGAAGGUUCAGGUGCAGAACGACAUUCAGACACAGACAGUGACAGGAGGGAAGAUGACCGAUCCCAACACAGUAGUGGAAACGGGAAUGAUUUUGAAAUGAUCACAAAAGAGGAACUGGAACAGCAAACAGAUGGUGAUUGUGACGAGGAGGAGGAAGAGGAAGACAAUGAUGGAGAAACAACUAAACCUUCAAGUGAAAAAUCAUAAACUUAAUAUAAUUUUGGGACUGAAUAAGUGCAAGAAGUUGGAUUUUCUGUGUUGGCCGAUCAUCAGAAUAUACAUGUGGUAUUUGUAGCAUCCUUUAAAUCCAUUUGCUGAAAUGAAUUUGACAUCCACACAGUUCUAUUUAGUCCUUCGUGUUACAGAUUACUAUCACUGGUACAGUCUAAAGCCAUUAAAACAAGUUUUAUCCAUUUGAUGAUAAUUUUACAGUAACCAGGUCUCAUUCCUUUUGAUAGUUACCAGUGAUGCAGUUUCCAUGAUGACAUUUAGAUUAAUGGUAUUUUUGAUAGUUGUAUGGCUUUUUACUGUUAGACUAAUCAGAAUAACUUUAAAAAGGAUAAAAGAAAGACCAGCAUUGCAGAUUAUGUUUAGUUACGUAGCCAUUUCACUGUUUUCUUUAAGAUGAAAUAUUUAAACUCAUUGUUCUCUUGAUAAUUAAACUUUUGUUUUUAAUUUUAUAAAAGUAACCAGGAAAUUUCUUUUAAGAUUCUGAGUUAGCAGAGUUCAAAAGCAUUUUGUGGAAACAUGCCAACUAGUAAUAAUGCAACAACAGUUUUAGUUUAGCUACAAAUUCUCCUUUUCCAGCUUAGGAAAUCCAAACUCAUUUGUACAUCUGAUUCAGAGAAAGAUGGUCAUCUCCAACAGAGUGUGUGGUGGCUGUUUCCCUCCGUCCCCAUUUCCUUGUCAUAACAUAAAAUGUAUUCUGUACAUAAUUUACAAAUAUUUUAUUUUAAUUGUUACUUAUUAUUUAGACAUUUUCUCAACACUUAAAAAUUUGUAAAAUUAAAACUAUGUAAGGGUAUGUUUUUAGAGAAAUGCGAGUUUCGAUAACCCACAGAACAUCAGUAAUCAGUCUUUCUACAGCAGCUUCAGUUGUGUGCCAACAUUCCAUGUAUUUCAAUGAAUAAAAACUGAUCCUUAUUAAAUAAGAGCAGAGUUAAAGUAGCUGUUUGAUGCCUUAAUGUUCAUUUUGAUUUAUUUUAAAUCUCUACAUUAAGAAAUGGAGUACUGUAUUAUCAGACCAGGAGGCACUGCUGUGAAAGAUAAUUUACUGUUCUAAAAUAUCAAUUUAAAAUAAAGGACGUAAGAGAACCAUUGGACUCUAAUUGCUUUGACUAGUUUUGCAGUUCAAUUUUAUGUCUUGUAUACCUUAGUUACAAGUUUUUGUUUUUUUUUUUUUGAAAAAUCUUGUGUUUACUUAUGAACAUGUUAAGAUCAUUCCUUGGAGUUAUAUUCUUAUGAACUGAUACAAUGAAUAUAAAAUUAUUUUCUUCCUUCAGUCACAGUGAGGGUAUUUUGCUUUGUAGUUGAAAUUGGUGGUGUGUGUAGGCUUUUAUUUUUCUUUAGGCUGUUUCCCAUCAAAGUGUUUUGACUAAAGAUGUUAAAUUUUUCUAAUUGUGAAAAAAUACAUUUUCUGUAAAUUAACACAUUUUAUUAAAUGUGGUAUAAUUGCUUCUUUAUAGUAUUACUUGUAAGUGGACAGAAAUGUAGCUAUUCAAUGUUAAUGCAAUUCUAUCAAGGAUAUAAUCAGAUACAAUCAGUCAUUUUAAGAGUUUUUCCCUUGGCAAAUGUUUAUUAAGUGACUGGGUAUUUUCCCCUCACAUUUACAGAGCUCUGUUGCUGAUUUCCACAGUAAAGGCAUGUAUGGUUAUAGCUUGUGAGCCUAAUCACCAGUAACAAUAGCUCUUUUGGGGUAUGAAAAUGGUACCAGAAGUGUUUUUCAUAAAUAAAUGGCUUGGUAAACCUUUGCUACUAUGAUAAAUCAAGAUAUUCAGUAUUUAUCCUAAAGCUCUUAUAAUGUAUGUACUGUGUUUCAGUCGUUUGGAGCAUGGCAGUCAGGGUAAUCAGCUUCUUAUUGAUGUUUGUAGAUUCUUACAGAAUGUUAGUAUAAAUUUGUAUAAAUAUUUGGUGAUUCCUGAGGGAGGAAAUCAGAGAUCUCAGCUCAGUGUCUGUUUUACUAUUCAAGGUUGUGUACUUUAAACAAAUACAUAAAAAUCAAAAGGCUGCCACUAUCACAGCCUUCAGAAGAAUAGGCAGCUGUUUUUGUUGGCUGACAUUAAAUAUUCUUGUGCUAGCGCAGAAUUGCUUAGAUUAGUUAAUGGAAUAGUGAUUUGAAAAAACUUUAGGUUUGCUAUGCUACUGUAAGUAGAAGCAUGAAGCUUUGGAUAAUGUAGGGUUUAUUGUGGAGUGAGUAUAAAUGGCCUAACUAAGCAAGACUGGAUUAACCAGAGGCUGAGUCCAGUUAGUAAGACUAAUGCAUGUGUGAUGGUUCUUAAAAUCAAUGUAUUAAACAGGAUGUCUUUCGUUUUCUUUUCCCCUGGAUUUUUACUUUUAAUUUUCAAACUCUGAGUCUUUUCUAGACAACUUUAAUUGAAAAUAACCCAUAUUUAGAAGAAUGCUAUUCAGAAAGUAAUACUAACAAACUGAAAUUAUGUAGUGCUGAUGGGUUUUGGUGUGUUCCCCCUCUUUCUAGUUAACUGGUGACUAUGGAAGAAUCUAUUUUCUUUGUAAACUGAAUUUCCCUUUUUUGAAUCUUACUACUGCUAGGAACUGGAAAACAGCAAGUAUUUUACUAUAUUAUAAAGCUCUCAUAUAUAUCUACCUUAUCUACAGAAUGGAAUUGAUUACUGAUGAUCCAAUAUUUGAGUAACAUUUUAAAUACCCAGUCUCUCUGAAAGUUUUCAGUUCCUAAUUGUGUAUACUAGAUAAUUUGCUUUUAAUCUUCAUUUCAGCAAUAUUUCAUCUCUUUGUUGGCUCAUUCAUUCCUGCUUAUUCACUCAUUCCAUAUUACUGAGCACUUACCAUGUGCCAGAAUUUUACUAGGCACAGCCAUGAAUUAAAAAAUAGUUUGCCUUCUUGGAGCAUCAAGUGGUGCUAUGGUAGGCAUUUGCCAAAUGUGGUGGAUGUCUCUCAUUUACCCUUCCAGAUCCAGUCUCCAGAUCACUCUCUGUCCCACAAGGCUGACCUGAAUGGACCACAGCAAUGGGCUCCUAGGCCUCCUGGCUUCUAGGUCAGUUUGACCAAGGAGUGUCCUGGCUAAAGAUCUGAGGACCCUCAGGGUGUUUAUGCUCUUGGCUGCCCUCAGUAGUCACCAUGUCUCCCAAACUGCCCUUCACCACUCUUCUUAAAGUUACCACUUUCUGCUCUCUUCCCUUCUGGCCGAGGCUGAUGUCCACUCAACUAUUAGGCUUGAGUUGCUGAAGCUACUGUGCUUUCCUCUGUGGCUCCCCUACACACACACCUUUGUAUACUAUCUCCUCAAAAUAUCUUAAGACCACUUGUUGUUAGAACCUAGACUGAUAAACUAAGGAGAAAUUCCUAGUGAGGAGCUUACCUCUUGAACAGGUCCUUGUUACCAAACAUUAGAAAGUAUUUCCCAACCUUCUGUAACUUUCAGUUAUAGCCUGUCCUAAGAGUUUUGAUAACCAGAAUAUCUUGUUCUAAUAGAUGUGUAUGCUGAUAAUUACAAAAGGAGAUUAAAUUGUUCUUUGGUAAGCCCCUAAACCAGUGUCCACAGCAUUUUGUUGUGAGUUUCUGAGUAGAUCCAAAUGCAUUUACUCCACUUUUCCCACCUAGCUUCUAUGUCUUUUCCAUCUGGAUGAAAUUUUCACCCUAAGAGGACAUCUUUUCUCUGGUUGUAGUGUUAGGGUUGUCCAAAAGCCUUAUGAUCUGAACUCUUAGCAAGACACUAGAAUGAAAGGACAGGGUGGGCUAAGUUUCUCUGGGGUGACAUCAUCAAACUUGGUCCAUUACCUCAUUUUACAUGAAUGCCUAGAUCAUUUCAACUUCUUUGUGCCAUGGACCCCUCAGAUUGAAUUCAAGUGCAGAAAAUACAUGAGAUUACAAAGGAAGCCAAUUAUAUUGAAGUACAAGUUAUCAAAAUAUGUACAUUUGUGAUACAGUAAUAUAUGUGUGCAUUACAUAACCAGGUCCAGUGGGGGGGGGGGCUAAUAAUUGCUGUGACAUUGAAGUAGCAUAAACAAUAUUUUGACAUCUUUACAACAACUGUAAUAUAAGGAAAAUAGCUGAUCAAUUGUUGACAAAGUCACAGUUAUUGCUUACACAACUGUGGAUUGUCUGCAUUUAUAAUUGAAGGAAAUACUUUCAGUUAUUGUCUAGUGAAAAUAAAGAUUUUUUUUUUCCCACCCAA